Fusarium sp. VM40 is the source of this 1350-nucleotide messenger RNA. The record is from the annotation of a GenBank genome assembly. NCBI's taxonomy places the organism in Eukaryota, Fungi, Ascomycota, Sordariomycetes, Hypocreales, Nectriaceae.
AUGUCGUCUCUUCGCAUUCUAAGAUCGAGAGUUUUGGCCUCAGCUUCAAAUCCCCUGCAACGGCAACGGGCUAUCAAAAACCCGUCUGGUCUGCGCGCACUUGUUUAUACCUCAAGAACCGUUGCGACAGCAGCUCAACCGUCGCCGCAAGAAAGACCCUGCGAACCACCAUCUUCAACGACAGGAAUAGACCUUCUACAACCUCGUGGCCGGCGCAUCCGCGACCCGAAGCCCUUCUCCGAUUUCCUCACCGAUAACUUCCACCGACAACAUGAUUACCUGCGCAUUUCCGUCUCGGAGCGGUGCAACCUGCGAUGCGUCUACUGCAUGCCCGAAGAAGGCGUGCCAUUGUCGCCAGAUCGCGAACUAUUGACAACGCCCGAGAUCGUCCUCUUGUCGUCCGUUUUUGUUUCCCAGGGUGUAUCGAAGAUCAGGUUGACAGGAGGAGAACCGACCGUGCGGCGCGAUAUUCUUCCAUUGAUGCGGCAGAUUGGAGACCUGCGACGGCACGGCCUCAAGGAAAUUUGUAUCACCACAAAUGGUAUAUCUCUACACAGGAAGCUCGACAGUAUGAUUGAGAGCGGACUUACAGGAGUCAACCUGAGUCUCGACACUCUAGAUCCUUGGCAAUUCCAGAUCAUGACAAGGAGGAAAGGCUACGAAGCAGUGCAGAAGAGCAUCGACCGAAUCCUCGAACUUAACAGGCUUGGCGCUGGUAUCAAACUCAAAAUCAACUGCGUUGUUAUGCGGGGCGUCAAUGACAGAGAGGUGCUGCCUUUUGUAGACCUCACACAAGAGAAGGAUAUCGAGGUUCGUUUCAUCGAAUACAUGCCAUUCGACGGCAACAAAUGGAGCAAGAACAAGAUGUUCAGCUACCAGGAAAUGCUAGACCUCAUCAGAACAAAGUACCCUACCCUACAAAAGGUGCAGGACCACAAGAACGACACGAGCAAAACAUGGCACGUCCCAGGCUUUACCGGGAAAAUAGGUUUCAUCACAAGCAUGACACAUAACUUCUGCGGGACCUGCAAUCGGCUGCGAAUAACAGGCGAUGGCAACCUCAAGGUGUGUCUGUUUGGCAAUGCUGAGGUAUCCCUGAGGGACAUCCUACGCAAGUCGAACAGCGGCGACCCCAUCGAUGAUCAGGCCUUUGAAGCAAUGAAGCAGAUCGAGAUGGACAGACGGAGGGAUCUGUUGACAUCAGGCCAAACACCGCUCGGUUUGGCACCCAACGAAGAAGAACUGCUAGAAGUUAUCGGCGCCGCUGUCAAGAGGAAGAAGGCAAAACACGCGGGAAUUGGCGAGCUGGAACAUAUGAAGAACCGGCCCAUGAUCUUGAUAGGUGGGUGA